UAACCAAAAAAGAAUUAUUUUUGGGGGCGAUCAAAAUGGACAACGAGCGUGCAUUUUGGACACCAUUAGAAUAACCCAACAAAAAAAAAAAUAUUACCAGAGAAAAAAGAAUCUUAGGCUAGGGGAAUUGACAAAAUUCUCAUUUUUGGCGUGAAUUGGCAUAACUAAAAGCACAAUUUCAGCUGGAAAUUGGCCAAAAUCAAGCGAAGGGAUUGGAAUUUUUUUCCAAGAAUUCUCAGUUCAGCCAUUAAUGGCGACCCAUCUCUCAAUUCUCUGCGUACUUUUACUUGUAAUUGCUUUUGGUGGCUCGUUAGUACAAGGUAGCCGGAAGGAGUUAACGACGAAGGAAAUGAACCUAGACAUAAUAAUCCAAGGGGACCGCCCGAUGCAAUCUAGAACUGUUGACCCAUCACAAGUUAUCCAACUCUCGUGGCAACCAAGGAUCUUCCUAUAUAGGGGCUUUCUAUCAGAGGAGGAGUGUGACCAUCUGAUUUCUUUGGGCAAGAAGGUUGACAUGAAUAUGGUGUCUGCCAGUUCUAGUAUUUCUUUGGAUACGAAGGAUGAAAUCAUUGCAAGAAUUGAGGAAAGAAUUUCUGCUUGGACUUUUCUUCCUAAAGAGUAUGGCAAACCGUUACGCGUGCUACAUUUUGGGUUUGAAGACUCAAAACGGAACUAUAACUAUUUUGAUAACAAAUCCACACUGCUACUUGGUGAACCUUUAUUGGCAACAGUUGUUUUGUAUCUCUAACACAGGGUUCAGGGUGGUCAGAUAUUAUUUCCUGAGUCAGAGAAAAAAAUGUGGUCCGACUGUACAAAGAGUAUCGACAUUCUAAAACCUACUAAAGGGAAUGCAAUUGUAUUCUUCAACCUGCAUCUUAACGCUACUCCUGACAAAAGUAGUUCACAUGCGAGAUGCCCAGUCAAGGGUGAAAUGUGGUGCGCCACCAAAACUUUCCAUCUUAAAGGAACUAGCAGGGAGAAUGAUUCUAUGCAAUCUGGUGUUGAUUGUACAGAUGAAGAUGAAAAUUGUCCUCAUUGGGCUUCGUUGGGGGAGUGUCAAAGGAAUUCUAUUUUUAUGAUUGGUUCGCCUGAUUACUAUGGAACAUGUAGGAAGAGUUGUAAUGCUUGCUGAUUUCUAAGUAGGGUUGAGCUUGAAAGCUUUCCAUGGCCAGCAAAUAUGCCUCACUCUGUGGCGAUUGCUAUCCUUCUUUUCUGCCUCUUUUAAUUGCCUUGUUAGCUCCUCGAUCCUUUCAUGGUUGCCAGCAGCCCUUCUGUCCGCCAGCCAGAGGGAUCGUUCAGCCGUUUCUUGAGCAGAAACUGCGGCAGCAACUAGGCCGUCUUUCAGCUUUAUCUUCCAGUUUGAUUUGUCUAAAGCAGCCCUUGUUUUUUCUAGUUCUUUCUUCAGAAUGUUAACCUAAUAGGUGAUAGACGAUGAACGUUGAAGACAAGAUUUAAAGUUUUAAGCUUUUAGAUGUAAUAGUAUAUCAAGGUGCAAAGAAAACAAGUGUUUUGAGUAAAGUUUGAUGAAAAGUGUAUAUGAAAGUGCGUAAAAGUAGGUUAUUGAAGACAAAAUUGAUUUGAUAAAAGUUUUGUCAUAUACACAUUACCAGUC
Molecule: messenger RNA, 1612 nt
Organism: Olea europaea var. sylvestris
Lineage: Eukaryota; Viridiplantae; Streptophyta; Magnoliopsida; Lamiales; Oleaceae
Product: probable prolyl 4-hydroxylase 12
Exons: 8
Biological process (GO): peptidyl-proline hydroxylation to 4-hydroxy-L-proline
Cellular component (GO): endoplasmic reticulum
Molecular function (GO): L-ascorbic acid binding; iron ion binding; procollagen-proline 4-dioxygenase activity
Source: RefSeq, a predicted model, not a curated record